This is a messenger RNA of Gilbertella persicaria, 909 nucleotides long. Its product is annotated as F/Y rich C-terminus-domain-containing protein. The coding region runs from base 1 to 909 and encodes 302 amino acids. Gene Ontology annotation, biological process: regulation of cell cycle. NCBI's taxonomy places the organism in Eukaryota, Fungi, Mucoromycota, Mucoromycetes, Mucorales, Choanephoraceae. The transcript is spliced from 3 exons. Gene Ontology annotation, cellular component: nucleus. The record is from RefSeq and is a predicted model, not a curated record.
AUGUCUUUACCUAUUCACCAAGAAAAAUACAAGCAAAUACAACAAAAAUUAAAUGAAGCUCAAGAGUUACAUACAUUACUUUCUAAAGACUGUGCUAGAGCAAAGAAAAAGAUUCGUAUCUUGACUUUUGAGAAAAAUUUACUUUUAGAUAGUAUAGCACGCUUAUAUCAAAACAUAAAACAAGAAGAAGAUGUGUAUCAACAUGACUCUCAGCAAAAACGAAGGGACCCACAGCUGACAACAGUUGCUUCUGCACCCCCUAAGCGAUCCAAAAUCAACCAUACCAACACGAAACCUAGAAGAGUUCAACCUAUUCAAAAAGACGAGCACGGCCAUCCUACUUUACCACAACAGAUUGGUGUCUUGACUGUCCUAAGUUUAGGCAACAUCAUUACAGAUCGUGAUACAUUUCAUAAUGAACGGUACAUCUUUCCUGUAGGCUACACAGUCCAGCGAACAUAUCCUAGCAUGAUCCAUCCCAAUAGUCUUACCAUCAUCACCUCGACCAUUCUGGACGGUGGGGAUGGUCCUCGCUUUCAUGUGGUAGCAGCUGAUCAGCCCGAUGAACCUAUCAUUGCCAACUCGGCUACAGGUGCCUGGACAGUGGUCGUGCGUCGUUCAAAUGAAAUCAGGCACCGAGACCAUUCGAAUUCAGCCAGUGGUCCUGAUUAUUAUGGCUUUAAACAUCCUACCAUUGCGAAAAUGAUUCAGGAUUUACCGAAUGCACGCCGUCUCAAGUAUUAUAUCUGGCAAACAUUUGAAGAGAUGGAGCCUAGGGCAGCCAAGGGAGUCAUGGCUGCAGCUGAAAAGAAAAGAGAUCAUUUAGAACACAUGGGCAAUAUGCAUCGUAAAGAUGAUAUCAUGCCUCGCACAUUAUCAGAUGAAGAUGAAUUGGAUACAAGUGAAUAA